This is a messenger RNA of Ilyonectria robusta, 1518 nucleotides long. RefSeq names its product kinase-like domain-containing protein. Lineage: Eukaryota; Fungi; Ascomycota; Sordariomycetes; Hypocreales; Nectriaceae. Gene Ontology annotation, biological process: autophagy; peptidyl-serine phosphorylation. The transcript is spliced from 2 exons. Gene Ontology annotation, cellular component: cytoplasm. The record is from RefSeq and is a predicted model, not a curated record. Bases 1 to 1518 code for a protein of 505 amino acids. Gene Ontology annotation, molecular function: protein serine/threonine kinase activity; ATP binding.
AUGCAGCAUCAUGCCCCCUUCGGUUACGCAACCCCUCCGGCCUCCCCUGGUUUCGACAAUCCCAAGUGCGCCAUCCAACAACCCUAUGCCGCACCACGACACUUCCAGACCCGAUGCAUUCCCCUCGCCCCAGAGGAGAGACUAGGCCGCCUGCUUGAGGGCAAGCUCCAGUUGACGGACAUCCUUGGAACCGGCGCGUAUGGCGUCGUCUACCUGGCCGUCGACAUCAAGACCGGACAAAAGUACGCCGUGAAGUGCCUCAGCAAGUUCAACCCCGAUGGAACUCCCUUGGAACCCCGCCAGUGUGCCUACCAACAACGCGAGAUCCGUCUUCACUACCAGGCGUCCACACAUUCCAAUGUCGUGCAGAUGCUUAAGAUCGUGAGUGAUCCCGACUGCAUCUAUGUUAUUCUCGAGUACUGCCCCGAAGGGGACCUAUUCUUGAACAUCACAGAGCGCGGUCAAUACGUUGGUAAGGAUGAGCUCUCCAGGAACAUUUUCCUCCAGAUCCUGGAUGCCGUGGAGCACUGCCACAACCUGGGAAUCUACCACAGGGAUCUCAAGCCGGAGAACAUCUUGGUGACCAACCAUGGAGACACCGUCAAGCUGGCCGACUUUGGUCUCGCCACCUCAGAAGACCGCUCCGAGGAUUAUGGAUGCGGAUCAACCUUCUACAUGAGUCCAGAAUGUCUGGACCCCUCCACCAGGAAGCCAUACUACAUGUGCGCCCCCAAUGAUGUCUGGUCCCUGGGAGUGAUCCUCGUCAACCUCACGUGUGGACGCAACCCAUGGAAACAGGCUUCCUUCCAGGAUUCCACGUACCGGGCCUAUGCCGGUUCCAAGGAUUUCCUCAAGACCAUCCUCCCGUUGUCGGAAGAACUGAACGACAUUCUGGGCCGGAUCUUCAACCCCAUCCCCGAGCAGCGGAUCACUCUUCCUGAGCUCCGAACCAGGAUCAUGGCCUGCUCUCAAUUCACGGUGCCGCCGAUGUCGACCAUCGCGCCCCCGACACCCCCGGCUUCGCCCGACCACAUUAUCCAAUACGUUGACCACGAGGAUGCCAUCCUCGACGACUACGAGUACGACUCCCCUCUCUCUCCUGCCUCGUCAGACGACGAGGGCUCCCUCACAUCGAGCGGAUCUACCAUCGACGACCUUGACGACGAUGAUUUCCUCCAGGACCAGCAGCCGGACUACACGCACACUUACGACCCAGAGGAACCCCGGGAACAGCUCAUCUACCACAGCCAGGAAUUCGUGCCGCAGAAAUACUCCGGACCCGUUCCUGUCCCCGUGUCCAUGGUGGUUCCUACCCAACCCAUGCACUGUUCCCAGGUUCCCGUACCGGUCCAAAUCCAAGUUCAGGCGCCCAUUCCUGUCCAGGCUCCAUGCCACCCCAAAUCCUACUUCCCUAUCUGGGAUAUGGUAAAAUACGUUCAACAGGUGCCGAUGCUUCAGCACCAUGUUCCCUUCCACCAGCAGGUUCCCUUCAUGCCAACGUUCCAAGGCUGCUAUUAG